AUGACUGUAUUCCCCACUCUUGGGCUCCUCUUCCUUUGUCAGCUAUUAGCCACCACCUCAGCUCAGAGAGUAGGACCACAAGGCCCUCCUGGACCCCGAGGACCCCCUGGACCAUCUGGCAAGGACGGCAUAGAUGGCGAGCCGGGCCCUCCUGGUUUGCCAGGCCCACCAGGGCCAAAGGGUGCACCAGGAAAGCCUGGAGCAGCUGGUGAAGCUGGAUUGCCUGGCCUUCCUGGAGUAGAUGGUUUAACGGGAACUGAUGGCCCACCUGGCCCAAAUGGGCCUCCGGGAGACCGUGGUGCAUUAGGACCUGCCGGGCCACCUGGACAAGCUGGCAAAGGACUACCAGGACCUCCAGGGCCUCCAGGACCCAGUGGGCUUCCAGGUGGAAAUGGAUUUCGGGGUCCUCCUGGUCCUUAUGGUCUGCCUGGAUUCCCAGGGCCUCCUGGACCACCCGGACCUCCCGGUCUUCCAGGCAUCUUUCCUGAUGGCGGUGGGGACAUCCAGUGCCCAGCUCUGUGCCCACCGGGUCCUCCAGGUCCUCCAGGAAUGCCAGGGUUCAAGGGACACACUGGUCACAAAGGAGAACCUGGUGAAAUAGGAAAAGAAGGAGAGAAGGGCAACCCUGGCCCUCCAGGUCCUCCAGGCAUUCCUGGCAGUGUUGGCCUGCAGGGCCCAAGAGGACUAAGAGGCCUCCCUGGUCCAAUGGGUCCAGCUGGUGAGAGGGGUGACAUUGGUUUCAGAGGGCCACCUGGAAUCCCAGGACCUCCAGGGAAAGCUGGAGACCAAGGAAACAAAGGACCUCAAGGAUUCAGAGGACCCAAAGGUGACACUGGUAGACCUGGACCAAAAGGAAACCCAGGGGCACGUGGACUCAUAGGAGAACCUGGCAUACCCGGCAAGGAUGGACGGGAUGGAGCUCCUGGACUCGAUGGUGAGAAGGGUGAUGCAGCUCGCAUGGGUGCUCCUGGAGAGAAGGGACCAAACGGACUUCCUGGACUGCCUGGAAGAGCAGGUAUUAAAGGCUCAAAGGGUGAACCAGGCAGUCCUGGAGAGAUGGGAGAGGCAGGUCCCUCUGGAGAGCCAGGCAUCCCUGGUGAUGUCGGUAUUCCUGGUGAGAGAGGUCUGCCGGGACCCAGAGGAGCAACUGGCCCGCUUGGUCUCCAAGGCCCGAUGGGAGCCCCUGGUGUCAGAGGUUUCCAGGGUCCUAAAGGUGCCAGCGGGGAACCUGGCCUUCCCGGUCCAACUGGAAUUCGUGGAGAGUUUGGUGACAGGGGCCCUACCGGUGUUACUGGUCCCAAAGGUAACCAGGGCAUUGCUGGAGCAGAUGGCCUCCCAGGUGACAAAGGAGAACUGGGUCCCUUUGGUCCCCCUGGCCAAAAAGGAGAGCCAGGAAAAAGAGGAGAACUUGGUCCCAAAGGUGUCCAGGGACCUAACGGGACAGCUGGAGUUCCAGGGAUUCCAGGACACCCAGGGCCCAUGGGCCAUCAAGGGGAGCAAGGCGUUCCUGGCAUCACAGGAAAACCUGGGCCUCCUGGCAAAGAGGCCAGUGAACAACAUAUAAGAGAACUCUGUGGGGAGAUGAUAAAUGAUCAAAUUGCCCAGUUAGCUGCUAACCUGAGGAAGCCCUUGUCUCCGGGAAUGACGGGUCGGCCUGGCCCGGCUGGGCCCCCAGGGCCUCCUGGGGCUACGGGAAGCGUUGGGCAUCCCGGUGCUCGUGGGCCUCCUGGCUACAGAGGGCCAACAGGAGAGCUUGGGGAUCCUGGUCCCAGAGGUGACACUGGCGAAAAGGGAGAUAAAGGACCCGUUGGACAAGGCAUCGAUGGACCCGACGGCGAUCAAGGACUUCAAGGACUUCCUGGUGUACCUGGAAUUAGUAAAAAUGGUCGUGACGGUGCUCAGGGCGAACCCGGUCUUCCAGGGGAUCCUGGUACUCCUGGUGCUAUUGGGGCUCAGGGAACUCCAGGAAUAUGCGACACAUCGGCUUGCAUGGGAGCUGUUGGAGCAUCGACUUCCAAAAAAUCAUAA
Molecule: messenger RNA, 2028 nt
Organism: Cygnus atratus (black swan)
Lineage: Eukaryota; Metazoa; Chordata; Aves; Anseriformes; Anatidae
Gene: COL9A3
Product: collagen type IX alpha 3 chain
Exons: 32
Coding region: 1-2028 (675 amino acids)
Source: RefSeq, a predicted model, not a curated record